This is a messenger RNA of Prorocentrum cordatum, 3135 nucleotides long. NCBI's taxonomy places the organism in Eukaryota, Dinophyceae, Prorocentrales, Prorocentraceae. The record is from the annotation of a GenBank genome assembly.
AUGAAGUCAUCGGUCGGGGAUACCCUGAUGCCGCUGACAGAGGGUGGCAUCCAGUAUUUGUUUGCUGGUGCCCGAGCGAACGUGGGCAUCAAGUCUGGGCGUUAUUUCUUUGAGGCGAAGCUGCUGGAGCUCAUAUACCCGGCGGACGCCUCUGGUGGCAACCGCACGCCGCACCCCAAGCAUCUCCUGAGGGUCGGAUUCACCACCUUCCCGGCAGGCUCGAUGCCGUUGGCGGGCGAGAUGGAUGAUAGUGUUUGCUUCGACUCCGAGGGCUCUUAUCAGCACAAUAGGAAGCGCACGUGGGUCUCCGACAGGGCACUCCCGGGCACCGUGCUGGCCGUGCUGCUCAACCUCAGCGCGGAGGGGCCGAACACCAACACCGUCUCCUUCUUCAAGGACGGCGUUAGAAUAUCGGACCCCGUGCCGCUGCCGGAGCACAUGCUAGGCAAGCCGUUGUACCCGAUCGUCACGUUCCGGAGCAUGACGGUCCACGCGCACUUCGGGCCCGAGCCGCUGGUGGAGCUGCCGUUCCGGUGCCGCACCGUCCAGCAGGCCGCCGAGGAGGACGUCGUGGUGACGAAGUACCCCGCUCCCGAGGGCGGAAAGCACGUAGUUUUGUUCCCCGUCUGCAUCCCGGACCAGGGCACUUUCGAUUGGGUCGACCUGUUUCUAGAACAGAACCCGCAGUACGCGGAGAUCAGCGACCGCGUGGUGGCCGACUGGGCCGUCAAGAGCGGCUUGUGGAGGAAUAGACAGCCUCACCUGAGACCGUCAAACGACCAGCCGGACGCCUCGUUUGGCAUUCCCGGCAUUGACAACGGCGAAGUCAAAAAGGCUUUGUCGUUGGCGGCCGCGGUGCAGAAGCGGGACAUUAUAAUUCAGGAGGUCAAGAAUAACCUCAUCAAGCCGAUUAGGGAGUUGGCGCUCACGCAGUGGAGAUUGCCCAACCACAGAAGAAUAGCCCAGGUUCUGAUGGGGGAGCCGACGGAGGACUUCAAAACGAGAGCGAACGAGCGGCUACUCAAGGAGAAGCAGGACAAAUUGAACAUUGAGUUCCAGUCGAAGAGGAAGAGGAAGGCCGAGCACCCGCCAACCACCGGAGAGGCCAAAGAGGAGAACGGACGCCCCACAGAUGCGGACGAGGACGGCGAGCAGCCGCCACAGGCCGAGCUGACCGAGGCGGAGCGCAGGGACUGGUUCCGGAAGCGCGCGGGCGCCUGCCCAGACCUGCAGGAGCGCGUGCUGAGCGCCUGCUUCCCGAGCUUCACGGUGCCCUCGGAGGAGGAGGGCUUCGACGAGGUGCGCCACGCCUGGCUGCCGGCGGCGAAGAGCGCCGAUCACCUGAGGGCGUGGAUCUUAGAGCGCAAGCAGUGCACCCGCAUCGAGGAGCUGCAGCCCUCGGAAUGGUUCCGAGAAAGGUGGCAACAGUGGCAGAAGGACUUGCAGGGCUGGCAUUCCAAGAACUUGGAGUUCAAAGAUCCAGAAAAGAGAGCCAUCAUCUUGGCGGCCAAAGCAGGCGAAGCAAAAGACAAGGAGGCCGACGGCGAGGGCUUGCAAACGAGGGAGAUGGAGAUGGCACAGACCGGGGAGUGCGGGUCAGGAAGCGGAGGGUGGGGCAAGGCCGAGAUCGUGUGCGUAAAGCUGCGCACGCGUGCACCGACCAUGGCGUACAGGACAGCAGCGGACCCGGGGAUAUUCGAGGACAGGAACGGCGAGAGAAGCCGGCGCGCGCAGGCGCAGGGCAGCACCCUGGGGGUAAGGCUUCACAUGCCAAGGAACCCUUCAGUGCAGGCACUGCUCGAGAACGUCUCUGCGCUGCAGCGCAGGACUUCUGGCCUGCACCGCGAGGAGCUGGCUGGAGGCCAAAGGUCCCCCGUCGCGCCCGCGGGGCAGCGGCCAGCGGGGGUGCUGGAGAGGCAGGCGCGGCGCGGCGCCUCCUUUGCGGCGGCGCGGCGCGCCCGCGCGAGCGGUGGGAAGCAGGGGGAGGUGGUGUCGCCGCUGCGGCGCAUGAUCAACUUCUACGAAUCCAUGUACGUCGCCACCAUCGGUGUCGGCACCGUCAGAGGCGCCGACAACGUCUCCCGCCCCGAGUCCACGCUGCGCGUCGUCUUCGACACAGGCAGCUCGGAGCUUUGGCUGGCCUCCAGCUUGUGCACGGCCGGGCCAUGCGCUGACGCGGACCACAUUAGGUACAGCCCGAACCGUUCGGAGACGUACGAGGCGGUUGUGCCGCGCAGGGCCAUCCACACGGAGUACUGCAGCGGCGAGCUGCGAGGAGAGGUGGGCAUCGACGACGUGCGUGUGGGGUCCAUCCUCGCCAGGCGCCUGGAGAUCGGGCUCAUCUCGGAGCAGCACGGCACCGCGUUCCAGAUGCAUUUCGACGGAGUCGUCGGGCUCGGCUUCCCCGCCCUCGGCUCUUCUUCCUCUUCUUCGCUGUGGGAGAGGUUGGCGCCACAGCUCGGGGAGCCGCAGUUCGCUUUCUACAUCCACCCUGGGCGCGACGCCGGAGGUGCUAUCCUGUGGGGCUCGGUGGACCCGCGCCUCCAUCGCGGGCCGCUGACCUGGUACCGGGUGCCGCAGGAGGAGUACUGGACGCUUGAGUUGGUCGCCCUGCAGGUUGGCAACCACACGUUCAAAUCCGCCAGUGAGGCGGACUCGCCCGACGUCGACGUGCACCUCCACGGUGCUCCCAUCUCGAACUACUUCCGCCCUUUGCUCGUCAUCGACUCUGGGUCGUCCUUCUUUACCUUCGGGGGCGACGUGUUCGCAGCACUUGACGUCGUGCCACGCUCUGCGCCGUGCGCACAGGUGGACCACUUGCCGCCCGUCGUGCUCGUAGUCCGGGACUCCGACUCGCAGCUGCGAGAUUUGGUCAUUUCGCCGGCCGAGUACAUGAUCGAGCAUCUCGAGCACAAAGGCGAUUGCUUCCCGGCAGUCUUCAGGGCCGGCAACGAGCAGCUGGAGGGCGAGACAUUGAUAGUCUUAGGCGAGCUGUUCCUCCGUGACUACAUCGCCGUAUUCCGUCGCGCGGUCGGUGGCCACGCGGGCGCGCACGUCGGCCUGGCGCCGGCCGAGAAGGGAUCGCGCGCCAGAGAAUUCUUCUCCGAGGCUGCGGCCGCAGCAGCCGCCAGUUAA